UCCGGGAAAAACCACGGGGCUGUCCAGGCGCCACAAGGAAAUCAGCUGAAAGGCCAUCAACAUGGGAUAAAACAUCCCCUCCUCCUUUCUGGAAACCAUUUGGAUCCAUUAAGUACCGGGGGUGGGCCAUCCAAAUCAGUCCCACCUCCCUGCAGAGGGGAAGGGUCGUGGAGAAGUCCAGUUGCACCAGGAAGUGAUCCGACCAUGACACUUCUUUUGUUUUGGUUUCACUUCAUGUCAGAUCACCCACAUCCAUAGAGGUGAACAUGCCAGGUCAAGUCCUCCAUCCAAGUCGUGGUCUUAUGAAUCAUUGACCUGGCAUUGCACAGCAGCCCCUUCAGGUCACGUGGGUCUCCCUUGCUGAUUCCAGUAUCCUUCUGGUCAAGACCAGACCCGGAGGGAAGGAUAGUCCUCAAACAAUGACUAAACCGGCCUCCUCGGUAAUGACGUGGUCUGGUCUUAGUGCAACUCCUCCUCCUAGUGCAUCCCCACCCCCACCCUGGGGAACUUGCCCCUGCCAUUCUGUUGAAUGGGGCCGACUCCCAGACAGCCCUGACCCCCUCACCUAAAGAACAAAACUAUACAAACUAUAGAAAACUAUAUCAACUAUACAAAAAAAAUAUUAACUAAUAAUAAUAAAAACUAUUCCGUAACAAUGCAUUUGCUUUGUAGGAUAUGCUAGAGCUUCUCAUUAAGAGAGAAUUUGGCAGAAGACCAAAGGGUUCCUUCCGAUCUCUCAGAGGCUUCCUGAGAGCACAGAUGGAUGAUCAAGUUUCAGCUGGCCCUGAAGCAGGAAGAGGCCAUGCCAAUCAAACUGGGAGCAGUGGGGGAUUCUGGGAAAACUCUGUGCAGAAGAUCCUGGGUGAGGAGGACACCCUCCGCUCAGAGGUGCAGAGCCAGCAGUUCAGGCAGUUCUGCUUCCAGGAGGCCAAAGGACCCCGAGAGGUUUGCAGCCGACUCUACCACCUUGAUCGUCAGUGGCUGAAGCCAGAAAGGCACACAAAAGCUGAGAUGCUGGAUCUGGUGAUCUUGGAGCAGUUCCUGGCUGUCCUUCCCCCGGAGAUGGAGAGCUGGGUGAGGGACUGUGGAGCGGAGACCAGUUCGCAGGCGGUGGCCCUGGCCGAAGGUUUCCUCCUGAGUCAGGCAGAGGAGAGGAAGCAGAAAAGGGAUCGUUUUGCAGAAGUGGACCUGGAUUCCUGUGAGGCAGAGAGGCCUCCGUUGGACACCAGAGAGAGGCCACUGGGAGACAGAAUGAUGCUGGCAAGAACUCCUGAUCCAUCUUUUCAUGGGGGCAGAAGGGAAGCAGCAGCUGUGGAACCAGAUCAGGGUCCAGUGUGCUUUGAAGAUGUUGCUGUUUGUUUCACGGAUGAGGAGUGGGCGUUGCUGGAUCCUGACCAGAGAGCUCUGCAUAAGGACGUCAUGGAGGAGAAUCGUGAGAUCGUGGCCUCUCUUGAUUUUGAUAAAUUGGAAAACAAGAACAAGGAUGAACAUGACAAAACCCCCGGAGAGGAGAAGCCAUGCAAAAAUUUGGAAUGUGGAGAGAGCUGCAGUCAGAGCUCCCAUUCCACUUCCCAACAAAGAAUUCUCAUGGGAAAGAAACCCUAUCAGUGCAUGGAAUGUGGAAAGAGCUUCAGUCAGAGCUCCUCUCUCACUUCCCAUCAAAGAAUUCAUACAGGGGAGAAACCCUAUCAGUGUGGGGAAUGUGGAAAGAGCUUUAGUAUGAGCCACAAUCUCACUUCCCAUCGGAGAAUUCAUACAGGAGAGAAACCCUAUCAGUGCUUGGAAUGUGGAAAGAGCUUCAGUCAGAGAGGCCAUCUAACUUCCCAUCAGAAAAUUCAUACCGGGGAGAAACCCUAUCAGUGCAUGGAAUGUGGAAAGAGCUUCAGUCAGAGCUCCUCUCUCACUUCCCAUCAGAGAAUUCAUUCAGGAGAGAAACCCUAUCAGUGUGUGGAAUGUGGAAAGAGCUUUAGUAUGAGCUACAAUCUCACUUCCCAUCUUAGAAUUCAUACAGGGGAGAAACCAUAUCAGUGCGUGGAAUGUGGAAAGAGCUUCAGUCACAGUUUCCAUCUCACUUCCCAUCAGAGAAUUCAUUCAGGAGAGAAACCCUACCAGUGCAUGGAAUGUGGAAAGAGUUUCAGUCAGAGCUCCUCUCUCAAUUCCCAUCAGAGAAUUCAUACUGGGGAGAAACCAUAUCAGUGCAUGGAAUGUGGAAAGAGCUUCACUCAUAGCUCCUAUCUCACUUCCCAUCAAAGAAUUCAUACUGGGGAGAAACCCUAUCUGUGCGUGGAAUGUGGAAAGAGCUUCACUAAGGGCUCCUAUCUCACUUCCCAUCAGAGAAUUCAUGCAACGGUUGGAAAAACCAUUAUACAGCUUUAGGAGCCAGGCAAAUCUGCACCUUGUUAACCAAGCCUUUUGCUGAUUGACAUCUAAUGCCCUUUUAAAAUGUGGUAGU
Messenger RNA from Podarcis raffonei (Aeolian wall lizard), 2452 nucleotides. RefSeq names its product zinc finger protein 239-like. NCBI's taxonomy places the organism in Eukaryota, Metazoa, Chordata, Lepidosauria, Squamata, Lacertidae. Gene Ontology annotation, molecular function: chromatin insulator sequence binding. The coding region runs from base 676 to 2376 and encodes 566 amino acids. The transcript is spliced from 5 exons. Gene Ontology annotation, cellular component: chromosome. The record is from RefSeq and is a predicted model, not a curated record. Gene Ontology annotation, biological process: regulation of transcription by RNA polymerase II.